Molecule: messenger RNA, 1548 nt
Organism: Fusarium graminearum PH-1
Lineage: Eukaryota; Fungi; Ascomycota; Sordariomycetes; Hypocreales; Nectriaceae
Exons: 6
Coding region: 1-1548 (515 amino acids)
Biological process (GO): regulation of DNA-templated transcription
Molecular function (GO): zinc ion binding; DNA-binding transcription factor activity, RNA polymerase II-specific
Source: RefSeq, a predicted model, not a curated record
AUGAAUAUGAUCAUGAGCUCCCUACAGACUCUAGCAGGAAAGGUUGCCGUCGUGAGCGGUACCUCUUAUGCUGACGUGGUGUCGCAAAAGUGCGGGGAACCCCAUAGUCAUGGCGAUCGAAUAUACCCGUGUCGCCACCGCGUCCGACGCCUCAAACUAGGACAACUUUUGUAUCAAUUCUUUCCUUCUGCCUAUAACUGUCGUUUAGCCUAUACAUUACGUCCCUCAAUCACUUCCUCGAUGGCAGCAAGUCCCGAUGUUUGUGCUUCUUCAUUGCGCGUGCGGCUUGGUACGAAGACCUGGUGGCAUUGCUCGUCUGGUUACAUUUAUAUGGAGAGGCCGCGAACCCAGCACAUCCCUGCAUUAUCCGCCUCCGAAACCCACCAUAACCACAGUAACACGAUGAAGCGUCAAGCACCUUGUGAGCCUUCAGAUGAGAGCCAGCAAGCCAGGAAGAGAGGACCGUCCAGCCGGCCUCCAAGAGCUUCUCAGGCAUGUCGAUCCUGUGCUGCUUCAAAGGUUCGAUGUGAUGACCUUGAAAUAUGCCGCCGGUGCCUGAAGCGCGGUGUUCCCUGCAUUCGCCCAACUCCAGUUGGGCAAGGUUAUCGGUCGGCUAUGGGAGAGGCGCCCUGUGUCUUGAGUAACUUAAGUACAAGGACCUCUGUUGAUAGGGACGGCUCUUGCAUUUUAGCGUCGACCAUACAAGAGCUUGCUGAAACGGCGCCACCCGCGAUAGCGCCCAUAAAUUCCGUUGCUAGAGACGAGAAUAGAGGAGAAUUAACCAACGCGAGUUUCGUUUCCCCAAAUUCACCGAUGUCACUAGGUCAUCCAGGUCACUCGCAGUGUAGUGACACCCAGACCAUGGACAACCUUGGCGACAUACUGCUUACUGAUACCACAGAGUGGUUCAAGAAUCUCUCGUUUCAUGCCGAAUUUGACACGUCGUUUCUUCUUCCGCUCCCUUUUAUUGAUUUAUCCGGAUACCCGGAUGAGAUUCUAAUAGAGAACCCGACAGACUUAACGACUAUGAGCUCCGAAAGCAUGCUGCCUCAAGAAAAAACCAUUUUCGAUGAGGCCGUCAUAGCCCAUAGUUCCACUUUGGGAAGCUGGAAGCCUACUCACGAGGACUAUUUAGGCGCAGCGAGAGCCUCUCUUUAUGUCCCACUCGAUGAACAGGUUCUACUAGAGGAAGGCUUAGGCCAUUUAAAUUCCACCGUAAUCGGUGGAUGCUUGUCGUCCGCAAGAAGAGAUGAAAUCAUAGUGGCCAUGAUCGAUGGGACUCAAACCGCUCAGACGCUACUGGCAGUUCGAAUGUUUCCGUCCGUUGAGAUUCUGGAUAGAUUCCUUAAAAUAUUCCUUACCAGCCAGGAAACCAGUGCCUUGGCUUUCGUCCAUAUUCCGACAUUUGAUCCCUCCACUUGCAGUUUAUCUCUUCUCAUGGCUUGCAUCGUAGCUGGCGCUACACUAUCGCCAAUCGCUUCCGCCCCAUCGGUCAGUCACAAAAUGCCAAUAAUCAGAGUUGUCGUCGACUUUGAACGAGGAGGCUAA